This is a messenger RNA of Nicotiana attenuata, 1434 nucleotides long. RefSeq lists its product as uncharacterized. The record is from RefSeq and is a predicted model, not a curated record. The transcript has a single exon. Bases 216 to 1274 code for a protein of 352 amino acids. NCBI's taxonomy places the organism in Eukaryota, Viridiplantae, Streptophyta, Magnoliopsida, Solanales, Solanaceae.
UGCAAUUUGCAUCACUACACAUCCAAAUCAGUGAAAGAACCGUGUUGCACGUUGACUUCCAUAGGUCAACAAGCUUGUCUUCUGUCUUUUGCUUCUCAUUCAUCCCCUCAACACCUCCAUCUCAUUGCAUUAAUAACAAGUUGCAUCACUAACAAGAUAACUAAUAAAGAGAAGAUAAGAGAAGAGGAGAACAAAGGAAAAGAGGCAACAGGGUGAUGGGGAGGUUGAAGUUGAACACUGAUCCAAAUCUAAGCCUCAAGCACUUCAGUCAUCCACAUGAAUUAGAGCUAUGCACUCAACUCCAGAAUCCCACACCUUGUUCAGGAUGCAAACUCCCACCAUUAGCCCAAAUGUACACGUGCAAACCGUGCAACUUCACUCUCCAUUUAAGCUGCACUCAAUUCCCAGAGCAGAUAAACCACCCCUCACAUCCUGACCAUCCUCUAGCUCUCCUCCCGACAUCCAAAUACCCUGGUGGACUUUUCAACUGUGAUGCCUGCAAUUACCGCGGAGAUGGCUUCAGCUACCACUGCAGUGACUGUGAAUAUGAUCUCCAUGUGAUCUGUGCAUCAAGGCCCCUCAAAAUUACACACCAAUUGCAUCAAUGCCAGCUGGAACUUACCUUCAAGAAUCCUUAUGCUGAUGCCAAAGGCUUCUCUUGUGAUGUAUGCCACAAGAUUGCAGUCAAGCAGUGGCUUUACAGAUGCAGCACUUGCGACUUUGAUGUUCAUUUGGAUUGUUCAACUUCUGCCCUGACACCAACAGCUCAAGGGCCAACCAUCCUCCAGCACCACCAUUCAUUCCCUGGGGCGACUAGUUCACAUAACCAGUUCCAGCAGGCUCCUAUGGCUGCACAGAUGAGGCCAAACCAGUUUAUGCACAGUGCAAGUACUGGUGCAACUGCCAACCAGUCCCCGCAGACUCCCAUAUUCACAGGACAAGUGAUGCAAAAUCAGAACAUGCAGGCUAGUCUGGGUACAGGCCAAGCGAGGCCAAACCUGUUAUUCCAUAGUGCAAGUACAGGUUCAACCCCCCAGCACCAGUCCUUGCAACCUCCUUUAAUUCACGGACAGGUGAGGCCUAACCAAUACAUGCAGUCUCCAGGGACAAACAACGAUUUGAUGAAUGUUGCAGUUCAAGGACUUGGGGAAGGUGCAGCUCAGCAAGUUGGUCAAACUCUCAUGCAGGGGAUCAUAGAUGGUGGUAACAACAGUGAUGGGAAUGAAGGAGCUUCAUUUCUGGGAAGCAUUUUUGGUGACUCGUCACAGAACUAAAAGAUUUCAUAUGUUUUCCAUUUCAAUGUGUUCUAUCAGUUAAUGUAAAACAGGGACAACUUCUGGUUAACAUAGUAUCUUGGUAAACUACCACAUUAUUUUGUGUUUUAUAUGCUUGGAAUCUCCAUAUCUUAUGCUAUAUCACUUGUCAUAAUCAUGA